GGGGACACAAAUGGGCCGGCCCGGAACUACAUUUCCGGGUCCCGACUAUCAAAAAUUUGGGCCUAAGCACCAUAGCGCUAAAUCAUGGCGUUAGGGCGGGAAACCAAACCAAGCUUCAGAGAGAGCGAGAUGGACGGCGAAGCGAAGAGGAACAAUGAGUUGCAGAGCCUACUGGAAGCCAUCAACUCAACAGAGAUUUUAGAGAGCCGAACAGCACUUAUCAGCCAACUUGGAGAUUCAUGCCCGUCUGAGACAUCUGAUCAGACCCUUUUGUUUGAAUACCUUGUCACAUUUUGGAAUGACUCCCCAUGCUUGGAUGCAUCACAAUGCAUGCUAAACAAAGUAAUUUUGCAUGUAGCUUCGAAAUACUUGGAAUCAGAUAUGUCUGACUGCCCAUGCCAGUUUCUUAUCCUUGGAAUGAAGGCAAGUGUAUGGUGUCAAAAACAUCUUCCAGCCACAGUUGGGUCAUCUGAUGAGCUUCAAGAUGAAAACCAUUCCGGCCUAUUUUUUCAGCUAAUUUUGGAUUCUUUAAGUUUCUCCUCGACCAGUAUUUCUGCUUUGGCAAGAUCUCCUAUUAGAAGGGAAAAGGAGGUGAUGCUUAUCACUGAGAAUUUUGUGGUGGAAUUAUUAAGCUUUACAAAGACUGUAAUAUUGGAGAUUGAGAAAAUUCGUUCAAUUGCUUCAGAAGUACUCAAGGUGGCACAAGUGGUUCUGGAUGCUGCAAUAAAGCUAUGCAGAGCAUAUUCUCAAGCCACUAAAUGGGAUUCCCAUGGGAUAAAUAUUAACAGAAACGAAGGAUCAAAGGAUGAUAAAAUGGUGGAUUAUUGUAAUCACGUCAUCAGCAUAACAGUUUGCACCAUAGAGAAUUUGUACGAACUGGGAACCUUUGCAGCUUCUGGAGGGAGUCUUGCUAGUGUGCUAAAUGUGUCGUGGAAAGGUGUUGUUUCUUUACUGCAACUUGGUAAAGGGGUUUUAGCUGAAAAGAUAGUUGUAAGUGAUAUCAUUCUGACCCUGGUUUCACUGGCCAUUGAAUCUCUGAAAUCUGCUUCCCAAGCAUUGUCGACAACAUUUCAAGAAACCCUGGCCAUAAGUGAAGCAAAAAGGACAUUUCUACCAAUAAAAUUUUACUUGAUUAAUGCUGUACGGAUCUCCUCUGAGUUUCCAUGUGAAGCCAUAAAUAUACAUAAGGAGAUCACUAGGUGUGCGCUGUUGAUAUCAUCUUUAGGCAUUUAUUUUAGCAAAGACACGCAUCUCAGAGCUGCAAGUGAGGCACUGGCAGAGUUCCUGGAACCAACAUCCUUUCUCCUAUUACAUACAUUACUGAAUUCAGCUGAGAUAAAACCCGAAUCCAAAUUCCUUAUUAUGGAUUGGUUAUUUGAAGAUGAGAUUGAGUCUGAUUCCAUAAUGCUGCAGAAUAAUGUUACUACUGCUGCAAAGUUGACUGCCUUCGAGAGCUUAUUCACUGUGGAUUCUGAUGCUAUCCCCAGAACCAAAGCAUUAUUACUUGGCCGGGUUAUUGUAUUCUUGUAUCUUCUCAAGACUUCUACAGUUCUGAGAGAAGAAAUGGUACUUGGAAUCUCUAGGAAGUUGGAGUGUCUUCUGAAUAUUUUGAUUCAUGAAGAUAUCUACUCUUCCAUUCUUGGUUUGCAGAUACCUGUUCUGUGUGGUUUUGGCACAAAUCCUGGAGUUGUUUGGCAACCCAUGUUAUCUUCUGUUUUACAUGCUCUAAAGACUUUCAUUAUUGUUGCAUCUUCUUCAGAUCCAGCUUGGAUGGAGGUGGAAACCUUUUUAUAUGAGAACCUUUUCCACCCACAUUUUCUGUGUGUGGAGAUUGUUACAGAACUCUGGGGCUUUAUUAUUCGCCAUGCUGAAACCGAUAUGGUCAAUUGCAUUCUUAACAUACUGUUUUUAUUUCUAAAGACGAUAGCAUCAUCAGAACCAGCUCUUACACCCAAUAGUGCUCUAAGAAAGAUGUCAAGACCAAUAUGUGUGCUUCUCACUUAUGCACCUCCAGCCAUUGUAGAUCAUGUUUACAAUUCUGCACUAAGUGAUGAUGCAUCCUUUUUGUCAUAUGUCAUCUAUUUAGCAUUACUCAUGGAGGGUUUCCCUCUGGAUUCAUUAUCUGAUAACAUAAAAUCACUUGCCACCCAAAAAAUUGUCACUGCAUUUUAUGGUUUUAUGGAGACUAACUCCUGUGAACUUGGGUUGAAUAUUUCUCCAGGAUCUUGUAGUUCUAGUUUACCUGGGCUACCUGUGUAUGCUUUAUCAUCUGCCUUACGUUGUAGCCAUAUCGAGAAUUCUGAUUUAAUUGAUGACAAGAAAACUUUGAAGGUCCUGAAAUUUAUGCUUUCUGUCAUUCAUGGGUAUACAAGUGCCACUGAAACUGUGAAAGAUCAUUAUGCCAGACUUCUUGGCAUGACUUUAGAUAUCAUCUCAAAUAUGAAGGAUCUUUUUGGUUUGGAUGAAUUUGAAAAAGUAAUCUUGGAGCUUCAUAACCUUUUUGCGUCAGGUUCUACUGAUGCCGAUGCAUUUUUGUAUCAGUGCAAGCCUUCUCUGGCUUCUUUCAUGGCUAGUCUUAGUCACAUGGAAAUAGCAGAAGGGGAAGGUAGUGCACUGUUUUCUGCAGUAUGGGAAUUGUAUCAUGUGAUACUGAGGGAACGACAUUGGGCAUUUAUUCAUUUGGCUAUUGCUUCUUUUGGUUAUUUUGCUGCCCGUACAUCAUGCACCCAACUCUGGAGAUUUGUUCCCCAUGAUGCAGCUCUCUCAUACAAUACGAACACGGGGAAGGAGACAAAUGAAGACAGAUUCAUGUCUGAAUUGAAAGGAUUUCUUGAAAAAGAGGUGGCUUUGAAUGAGUUUACUCUGUCCAAAGAGCAGCUAAGUCUUCUUGAUAAGGAAGGGACGGCACUGAAAAAAUUAAGCAAGUUAUUAAAUACCAUUCCACAAGUAUCUGGCUCUGAAACCAUGGAGAUCAGUGCUGAAAGUUGUGUCAACAAAAAGAAGAGGAAGCUUCCAGUUGGAAUUUGUGAAGGAAUGGAAUUGCUUCAGAGCGGUCUGAAGGUUAUGCGCAAUGCUCUUUGUCAAGCUGACUCUGUUGAACUCAGUGAUGAAAUCUCAACUCAAAUAUCUUGCCUUGAAGAUGUUAUUUCUCGUCUAAUGGGUCUAUCUGAUGAUGUGUGAAAGAUUGUGUAUAGAGCCUAAGCUGGAAUUUAUAUCCUCAAGUGAGUAUGGUUACCUUGUGUAAUGCAAUAUUAUCACAAUUCUCAAACCAGUCUGAACAUCAAUUAGCAUAGCAGUGGCAUGACCUGUAUUGAUAUUUGUACAUGGACUAGGCAUGAUUGAAAAGUAAAAUUACCUUUUCCCGUUUCAUUAGAGAUGAA
Messenger RNA from Elaeis guineensis (African oil palm), 3380 nucleotides. RefSeq lists its product as uncharacterized. Lineage: Eukaryota; Viridiplantae; Streptophyta; Magnoliopsida; Arecales; Arecaceae. The record is from RefSeq and is a predicted model, not a curated record.